AUGAAUGCCCUGGCAGUUUUGUCAUUUAUACUAUGGAUCCAUAAGUCGCUUUCCAUUUACCCCGUUCUAGAGGAAGAAGUAGGAUUUGUCCGAGGAGGAAUAGAGAAUGCAAACUCGAACUAUUCCUACCCUCAAAAUCUAAAGGGGAGAAUCCCUCCUACCCUGUCGAGCUACGGCUAUCCGGAAGAAAAUGUGCAAUGGACUGUAGACCAGUCUUCGGGGUUUACAAAGACUCCCUAUGGAACCAUCAACUAUCCAACUUACUGGGAAAAUUCUGAAAGUAAACACGUACCGCAAGAGCAUGAAUACGAGGUGUGUACCCUAGACAGGGCGACGAGAAUUAGAGGUGCCUCUGAACCCACGAUCAAGAGAGAAGAUAUUGAAUGUGUUCUUUGUACCGUUGGGAAUGGAAUAAAGACUGGCGUAAGUUACGCCAUAGAAACUGGUAAGGCUGUUGUCGAGUGCGUUAAGCCGUACGUUUGCGAUUUCGUGGAGGCCGGCGUACGGCAUGCAUCGAAUUUUCUGGAAGAAAAAGCUCCAACUUUGCAUGAGGGAUUAACCUACGCUGCUCCUAUAGUCAAGGGCGUCGUAAAGGGCACGGCCAAAGUAACUGCAAAAGUAGCAACUGCCGCCACAAACUACGCCGUGGAGAAAGCGCCCGCAGUCGGAGAGGCGAUCAUUGAUGUAACUACAGAUGCACUCAAUUACGUUUGUGACGCCGUUCCUGUUGUCAAGGAUAAGAUCAUUAGCGGAGCAACUAAUGCAGUGGAUAGUACAAAAGACUACAUUGCAGAAAAGGCACCCAUUGUUAGGGACAAGAUUCUAGAUGGAGCGGCUUUUGCCAUGGAUAAUGCAAAGGUUUAUAUUGCUGAGAAGGCUCCAGUCGUUAGAGAUAGGAUUUUAGAUGGAGCCAAUUUUGCUGUAGAAAGUACAAAAGACUACAUUGCAGAAAAGGCACCCAUCUUCACAGAUAAAAUCGUAAGUGGAGCCAACUGCGCAGUGUAUAGUGCCAGAGAUUACAUUUCAGAAAAUGUGCCAGUCGUGGCAGGGAAAGUUUUGGGAGGAAUAAACUACACCGGCAAAGUUCCAUAUACAGUUGUGCCAACUGCUCCUCCAAUGUACCUUGAUGUCCAGAAUACCGGAACAUACGCUCCACCGAGCUACAGGCGUGAGACCGGUGUGCCAGGUCUCUCCUAUGGGAAACCAGUUCCAAGGAAUGCGCGUAAAGCCUCGCAUGACCUGAUCGACGAGAUGGAUUAUCUGUUUGACGAUAGUGAUCCUGGACCCUGGUAGUUUUAUCCCCCCGUACUUAGCAGUGAUUUAAGUUUUGAAUGCAGUUGUUAUAAUUUCUAAUGUAGC
Molecule: messenger RNA, 1359 nt
Organism: Theileria equi strain WA
Lineage: Eukaryota; Apicomplexa; Aconoidasida; Piroplasmida; Theileriidae
Product: signal peptide containing protein
Exons: 2
Coding region: 1-1293 (430 amino acids)
Source: RefSeq, a predicted model, not a curated record